Molecule: messenger RNA, 1138 nt
Organism: Aspergillus sclerotioniger CBS 115572
Lineage: Eukaryota; Fungi; Ascomycota; Eurotiomycetes; Eurotiales; Aspergillaceae
Product: N-terminal L-serine N(alpha)-acetyltransferase NAT4
Exons: 2
Coding region: 287-1111 (274 amino acids)
Cellular component (GO): nucleus
Molecular function (GO): histone H2A acetyltransferase activity; protein N-terminal-serine acetyltransferase activity; histone H4 acetyltransferase activity
Source: RefSeq, a predicted model, not a curated record
CAAGUCGAAAGCACACACAAAUACACAAAAUAAAGAAAAAUGUCCAAAACUCGACACACAUGAGUCAAAGCAUGCAUGCCUGCAUACAUGUACAACACCGCCAACAACGCCCCGACGGAAAUCCCGACCCAUCAAAUAUUUCCUCAACCAGAAAAGCAACGCAACUGGAAUAAAUCUCUAACUGGAAGUUUCUCAUAGCAACCUAAUCCAAUUCAAUCCAAUUUAAAAUACUACCAACAAAAAACCGGAAGCAAGAAAUAUUCGACCCACCAAAUCAAUAACCCAAAUGUCCUCCUCCGUCCAAGAAGGCCGAGUAACCAAGAACCAUACACGUCGGAAACGCGUGCGCGGCCAAGUGCAAAAACCGAAGAUACGGGCUAGUAGCUCUACCACGAGCCAACAACGUGAUCAGUUUACAGUUGAUUGUGAUGAUGAGGAACAAUACCACCAUCUACUCCCACUAGUCGAACGGACCAAUUUACUCGACAUUGAAGAGUUCGCAUCGAAAUACAUUCCCUCAGAAUGCUUAAUUUACAAGGGUCGUAAUGCGGCAAGUUCUGAUAAAUCCCAACCCCAAUACAAAAUAUCCAUCUACGAUGCAUCCACCAUUCCCAAAACAGAUCUAAACCAAUGCUUCGAUCUCAUUGAGGAAACGUCUUCGAAUGCGUACCGGGAGUCUUCUACGGGUUGGUCCCCGACCAAGAAACGCAAGGAGAUGAAACUUCCCGAUAUGAAGUAUUUGGUUGUUUGUCGGGAGGGGUCCGAGUAUGCAGAGGAUGGUGUGGUCGGAUUCCUGUCAUUUAUGGUUACGUAUGAGGAUGGGAAGGAGGUGAUUUAUUGCUAUGAGGUGCAUUUGGCGUCGAAGGUGCAGGGGCUGGGGCUGGGGAAACGGCUUAUGCUUAUGUUGUUGGAAAUUGGGAGGCGAGUGGGUAUGGAGAAGGCUAUGUUGACGGUGUUUAGGUCGAAUGGGCUGGCGCAGGGGCUUUAUGAGGCUCUUGGGUUUAAGACGGAUGAGUAUAGUCCGCGUCCGAGGCGAUUGAGGAAUGGGACGGUCAAGGAGCCGGAUUAUAGGAUUAUGUCAAUACAAUUGGAUGGUGGGCCGUAUGUAUGAGGGGGUUUGGGGCCAUGAGGUGAGGCU